This is a messenger RNA of Amblyraja radiata (thorny skate), 8150 nucleotides long. RefSeq names its product VPS37D subunit of ESCRT-I (gene vps37d). NCBI's taxonomy places the organism in Eukaryota, Metazoa, Chordata, Chondrichthyes, Rajiformes, Rajidae. Gene Ontology annotation, biological process: protein targeting to membrane; ubiquitin-dependent protein catabolic process via the multivesicular body sorting pathway; protein targeting to vacuole. The transcript is spliced from 4 exons. The record is from RefSeq and is a predicted model, not a curated record. Gene Ontology annotation, cellular component: ESCRT I complex. Bases 131 to 982 code for a protein of 283 amino acids.
CUCGCCUCGCCCCGCCGCACACACUCCGCCCCGCAUCGCUGCCCUGUGCAUCGGAUGCUGCCUUCGGUAUGGUCCGGCUCCGUUGUUAACUCCGUGGCGCUCGCCUCUCCCGUGGCAAACCGGCUGCAGCAUGUCCCGGGACCGCUUCGGCAUCUUCAGCACCCGGCAUCUGAAGGAUGUGUUGGAGGACGAGGGGAAACUGGCGUCUAUGGUUCAGCUGAGUCCGCAGUUACAGGCGCUUCAGAAGGAGCGGGAAAUAAUCCUGGGCAAUAACCGGAGGAUGGCAGAUGCUAAUCUCAGCAUGCAGCCCUGGCUGGACAACAACAAGAUGCACUUAGCUGACAAAUACCAAGAGUUGCAAGAGAUGGCAGCAGUUUAUAGGGAGAAGCAGAAGAAAGUGGCUGCUUACCUGGAGAGACACAGCCCUAAGUCUGCACUCAAGCUCCUAGAGAGAGACAUGGUCAAAAACGAAGAGGAAUCUGAGGAAAUCACUAAUACAUUUUUGGCUGGCCAGGUGCCGCUGGAUAACUUCCUGCAGAAGUACCACAGGACACGAACGCUUUGCCAUGUGAGAAAAACACAAGUGGAGAAGCUGCAAGAGGUGAUAAGAAAGGACAAGCAGAGUCAGCGGUUGCCACAGAGGCCAGAACAGCGAUUGGCCUUGCACCAUGCCCCUGCCAACCUGAGAAAUGGACCAGUGGGUCACGUGCUGCACCCGCGUCAGGGCUUCAGGCCCGCAAUCGUCGUCACCCCGCAGACCAGCAGUCCCUUCCGUUCACCGUCACCACUUCCUCAGAGCAGGAACCUGCCUCCGCUCAGCUCGCGCGAGCACCUAGCUGCAUCCUCGCAGCCUAACACUCCGUUUGCACCCCUGGCACUUCGCUCAGGCCUGCGCUUGCUGGGCCAGCUUCCAAUAUGGACUCCUCGGCCAUUUAAGAUUCAGCGGGAGUACCCGGUGCAGAAGCAGCCACCCUACCGAUAGGAGCUGACACAGGCCUUCCAAAUCUAGCUCUGUGCAAACCACUGCAGGUGGGGAACAACAGAGUUGUGGACAAAACCGCAUCCAAAAUAUCUCGUUGGGAAAGGAAGGAGAGAAGAGAGUGAGUGAAGGUAGACACAAAAUGCUGUCUCGUCCCGAAACGUCACCCAUUUCUUCUCUCCAGAGUUGCUGCCUAUCCCACUGAGUUAUUCCAGCAUUUUGUGUCCACCUUCGAUUUAAACCAGCAUCUGCAGUUCUUUCCUACACAAGAGAGUGAGUGAUUUAUGUGGAAGACUUUCUUUGGAGGGUCAAUGGAGGAGAAAUGGUCUUUCAGGAUCUCGGAUAGCUCCUGAGCAUGUUUGUAAAACAAAAGGUGGAAAUCCUGUGCGAUGCUGAGCAAGAGGUGCCAAAGGUUUGGUACCAUCGGAUUAAAUGACUGUCUCUUCAUAACUAGUUAAUUCUAGGAUUUGCCAGGAAGAAAUAUUUCAAACUCCCAUUUUACAACAAUGGAUUUUCUACUUUUAUUUUCCGAGGAUCAUUCUCUACGAAUGUAUCGACUUUCCAUGAGAACGACACUAACUGGCCUGGAAUGUACGUCAUGAACGCGUGUGCAAGAAUGUUUCUAUUAUAUAUUUCCUGAUGCCAGUGAAAUGAGUAGCUCUAAAAUGAAGGUCUGUCUGAUUUUAACCUUCUUUGCUCAGAGGUAUGGAUGUCUAAAGAUGACUACACCUUAGAAAUUGGGCUCCCUCCCUUUGGAUCAAUUGGAUCAAUAUUGUUUUGUUGCAGCUCAGUUCUGAAUGGGACUGGAACUGCUCUGGGUUACAGCUGGUGAGUUUGUGUAGACUCUCAAAUGGUAUCGUAAAUGAAACAACGCAAAUAUCUACCUGUCAGAAAACAAAAUCAAGCCCAACUUUUUCAUGCAAUCUCUGGCAAUCGAUUAGAUGAUGGGGAAUUCCUCCUGAGUGCAUCACAAUGGGUGGUUUCUUAUAUUUGAACUAACCAACCUAGUACGAGGGCGACUCUCAGUGUUUGGGAGUAAGUGGCUAUCAGUAAAUGUUCAUUUUGUACCUGGUGCUGCAAAGGUAAAUAGGUGACAUAAAUGCCUCCAAUGUACAUUCUGCAUUUACACUCAUCUCAUGUACGAACACAACAAAAUCCAUCUGACCUUGCAUGAUUUGCCAUAAAUCUUCUUGAAGACCCUGCUCUUCCAUCUGUUUUGGCAAUUUCUGGUUCAUUGUCAAUUUUUGGUUCAUUGUCAAACAGAAAAGUUGAAUACCUGCAACGUUUAAGUAACACUUAGUUGUCCAACAAACAAAACUGAAAAUUAACCUUAUUUCCUGAUCUACAAUGAUCCAUAAUCUAAUCGUGGAAGUGUAAAUGUCACUCUUGGUUUCAAAACCUUCUAUAAAAAAUAGAAAUCAAGUCACUGACAUGAAAUUUGGAAGCAUUUACAAUUCAACCCUUGUGAAUGACUUCAACCAAUUACAAGAGGCAACCCUGACCUGCUUUUGCAUAUUUACAUUAGUACUGGUAAGGAGAUGGGCCAAAUUAGUAGUCAGAUCUCACACUGGUUCUUCACACAACUAAUUGCUUUGAAAAAUCUGCUAGUUCAUCCAAAUCUAAAUAAAAUUAAGUCACAUUAAGUUUACAGCCAGUUUCAGACCUGUUUUGCUUCUGUAUGGAAUUAAUAACUUUUAAUUAAUUAACAAUUACAUUUAUGUGGCUACUCUGCACCUCUGUACCAGCUAGUGUAGGCUUAAAGUGUAUGGGUUCAUGGUUCCUCCUGGUUUGGUCAUGUACUCCCAAGUUAUUCUCACUGGUUGCAGUAGUUGUUUAUAUUUCAUAGACAAGAUCUGUAUAUGAUAUCUUACUCUUUAUUAAGGGCUGCAGGGUUCCAGGAAACAGGACUUCAAUAUAUUAAAUAACCUCACCCUUGAGUACGAAAGAGCACGGAGGCUAAAGGAGCAGUCAACUUGAAUUUAGAACUACUAAGUCGUGAUCCAUUAAUCCUCUGGAAUUCUUUGAGGAAGGAAUUACCGAACUGAACUGAAAUGGAAAUAUAAUAGAUUUAGAAUUUUAGUUGUUUGGUGGUGUGAGACCGUUCGUUGUAGAUACGUGGCAUGGAUCAAAUAGGAUAUGAACUUUGGAAUAAAAUGGUAAGAAAUGGAAGAUGCUGAAGCUUUUGAAUGGAGAAGCUUCUCUGGAAAUAGUAGUAUAUACACAAUUGCGUACUAUGGAUGCCAUUUGAUUGCAGUAGUCUUCCUAUAGGUUUCUGACACUUGCAGCUGACAUCAAGUUAACAAGUAUCAGGGAGAUAAAUAGCCUUCAGAUAGACUGGGAGCACCAAACAGAUGGACCAAUUGUUUUCAGUCAUAUGGGUAGUUUGCUAUUUAAUUAUUUUGUCUCCCAUUUAUUAACAUCCCCAGUUACCAAAUCUUACACCGACUAUUACUGUAUACUCAUUGGAUAACGCAUUUUCUUGCAAUCUUUAUUCAUUACUUCUCAGACUCUUUGUGUGUCAACUGGUUCUUACUGCCCUCAAAACCUAUUUCUUUGUUUGGCAGGUGGAUUUUAAUACAGAUUUACCACUGACGACCUGUGGACCAAUAUUGAAAAAAAACUAUGCAAUAAAAUGUUAAGAUCAGAGUAACAUGUGUUACACUGCAGCAAAGCUGGACUUCAGAUUACAUUUGUGGGAAUCCACAAAGAAAUCUUUUUAAAAAAAAGACAGACACAAGAGACUGCAGUUGCUGGAAUCUUGAGUAAAAAGCAAAUUGCCGGAGUAACUUAUUAGUCCGGCAGCAUCAAUGGAGGGAGAGGGGCAGAUUACAUUUUGGAAUGAAACAAAAUCUUAUCUGUCCAUUUACCUCCACAGAUGCUGCACGACGCACUGAGUUCCUCCAGCAGUUUGCUUUUUACGUUUGAAAAAAAAAACACACUUUUCCCUUAAAGCUUGGAUACAAUGCUUUUCUUUGUGCAAUCAGCUGACAGCACUGCCAAUUAACUCUCUGUGCACCCCUCAUAUGCUCAAAAGAAAUAAAGUCCCAGCUUAUCCAACUUCAACCCUGCAAGUUAGGUAACAUCCUGAUGAAUCUCUUCUGCACCUUUUCCAACUUGAUGACAUCCUUCCACCGUCCUGCAUCAUGUUGUCCCAACUUUUGUACUUGUCCUUACUGCCCUCCUUAAAUAAUGGAACACCAUUGGUCACCCUGCAGUCUUCAGGAACACCCCUGUGGCGAAUGAUCAUGCAAAUAUUUCUGGAAGGACCUCCACUAUCUUCUCCUUAGCUUCCCACAGGAACAGAGGGUGUGCCUGGUCACACCCUGGGGAUUUAUCCACCUUAAUGCCCAUGAAAACCACCAAUACCUCCUCUUUGUAUCAUUCGUAUCUGAACUAAGACAUAAUAUCUAUUGUGCCUCAAUUCCUGAGCUUCUAAGAUCUUUUCCUCAAUAAAAACGGACGAGAAGUAUUUAUUUGAUAUCUUCUCCAUAUCUUGUAACAACUCUACACAAAGACACCCGUGUAAUCUUUAAGGGGACCUAUUCUUUCCCAGGCCACCUUUUUGAUAUACCUGUCGAAUCCCUUUGGAUUUUCUUUUACCUUGAGUACCAGCUACAUUUCAUGCCCUUUUUUUGUGCUCUGUUGAUUUUCUUCUUAAGUGUCCUCCUGCACUUCUUGUAAUCACAGAGGGUUUCACUUGAGCCUGGCUACGUAGAUCUGACAUAUGCCUGCUUUUUCCCAACUAAGGCCUCAGCAUCUCUCAUUAACCACGAUUUCCUUAACUUGACAGCCUUGUCCUUCAACCCUAACAGGAACAUGUUGCCCCUGUACUCUUGCUAUCUCAAUUUUGAAAGCCUCCCACUUGCCAGGUGUCUCCUUACCUGCGAACUGAUCUUCUAAUCGAUCUCUUCAAGUUCCAGUCUAAUGCUUCCAAAUUCGGCCACAAUUUUGGUUCUUAACUUCUCCAUAGCUACUUUAAAACUAAUGGAACUAAUGGUGCCAAAGUGCUCCCCGGUGACAAUUCCGUCACUUGCCCUACCUCAUUCUCUAAGAUGAUAUCCAGACUUCUGCCUUCUCUCGUAGGGCCCGCUCUAUAUUGACUGAGGAAGCUUUCUUGGACACAUUAAACAAAUUCCACUCUUUACACUACGGAGACCGAGUCAGUAUCAAGGAAUUUGAAAUCUUGCCACUAGCAGAAAAUUGAAACCAUCUCAGAGUCUAAUGAAGACAAAGUGGGUGAAUUUUAUCAAUGCUUUUCCCCAGUUGUAGUCGCUUCUACAACUUCAAUGUGUAUUUGGUAAAAACUCAAUUUAUGUGCAAAAACCUUUGCAGUAAGAAAAGCUCUGAGAAAAUUCAUGAAGCAUCUAUUUCCUGGAAUCCCUCAGUGCCAAUUGGAAAAUGUUGAUUUAAUUAACUGCAGGGUCCCAAAUGAUAUUGUCUUGAUUUAUAAAUUGAUAGAAAUCAGUUGUGAGGAAAGUUUGGACAACCUGGGGUUGUUUGUAACACAGAGAGAGCGAAGGAGGAAUUUUAAUUGGUAUCUUAAAUGACAUGGGCCUUGGACAAAGAAAGACAAGAGAGAGGAAUAAAUUUGAAGUGUUAGAAAGUUAAGAAAUGGCUCCACGCUUAAAUUGAUGGACUUCUAGAAAUCAACAUCUGGUGGGGAGGAUUUGCAGAGCCUUCACUACAUGUGGAGCAUUUUUGUGAAGCAGCUUCUCGAGAUUGUUUUCUUGCUCUGCAACUUCUGAUGAGGCUAAAGUGAGAUCCAGAGGCUGUGCCACAGUGGGGAAGGAGGUGCUUGAUAAAGUCAAUAGGUUCUUCUUCUUCUUUCGUGUGGCGUGCACAGCCUAAAGUUGUUGGACAACUUGUUCUAUUUGAUCUUCCGUUUGUGCACGUCGAGUUGAUUGCAUUAGUCGAAACAGGGCGGACAACGUGAAGGUUGCAAUCUUCCACCCCAGUCAAUGGGUUGAUAUUUUGGGACAUCGAGCGCUCUGCCCAUCAUUUUUGCUGAGGCUCCAUGUGCUCGCGAUGGAGGAAAUUCAAAAUUGGUGGUGGGAGCCCAGAUGCUCCUUCGCCAUUUCAGGUGGUCAUUGGUCAAGGAUUUCUAUGAGAUGGCGGAGAUGGUUCAAGGAAGCUUUGAGAACUGCCUUUAAGUAUUUUCCCUGUCCUUCCAGCAAUCUCUUGCUGUAAUAGAUCUUUGAUAUACUAUUUAAGAAUGCUGCUUAUAUAACCCCACAUUCAUAGCUGGCUGAGCAUUAUUGGAGGAAGCUGGAAGAGGACACUGACAUUAUUUAUUCCGCCAAUGGAUUUGAAUGAUUUUUGCAGAAAGACAUUGAUAGUAUCUCCCCAGUGCUUUAAGGUAUUAUCGUAGGAAAACCAUGUUUGUGAAGCAUACCAGAGCAUGGGAAUCACUGCUGCCUCGUAGACCAUCACUGUUACGCCAAGUUUGAAAUCUUGAGCUUUGAUCGCUCUUUUCCUCAGAAACCCAAAGGCUCUGCUGGUGCAGUAGAAAGAGAAGUGAACAUUUUCAUAAAGGCUUCUCUUUGCAGAGCAGGAUUUGGGAAAGAGCCACCUUUUCCAAUGUUUCUUCACGGACCCAUAUUGUCAGGGGGUUGUGUUGUGAGAGGAUGUCAAGUACAAUGUCGAUACUCUGGAUUGUUUCAAUGGAUUGAACCUUGGCCUGUCAAUGUAUAUUUGCAAGAAUUGUCAGUGCAUUGAAGCACAUUGUGACUGAGGUUGGAAUGACCUUAGCUCUGGAAUGAAGGUGACAUUGGUUGAAUGGUUCCCCAUUCAUUCGCUUCAGCAAGAAACUUGCAAAAGGUGAGGUGCAAUAUAUGAUCAUACAAAAAUGAGUAGAGGUUUGGAGCAAUAACAAAGUAUUGACCCCGGUCUUCGAAUAACCUGCUUAGAAUUAUCGCUUGCUUGCCAUCAUUUAGCAGAUGAAGAAUGGAAAUUAUUUAUUUUGAGGGCAGAUGAAUUUGAAAGGGAUACUCCACAGUCUUGCAGUUGGUGAUAUGCUGUAAACUAUGAACUGAGAUCCGAGAUGUGGUAUUGCACUGGGGAAGUAUUUCUCAGUCAGCAUGGACAAAUGGCCAAAGAGCCUCAUUCAAAGCCAUUAAUUUCUAUAAUUCCAUCAGUUCUUUUGAACCUGUGCCAGCUCUCUGUAACCCUGAUGAUCUUAACAUAAUUUCCAUUCCUCAGGGCAAUGUGUAAACAUACAUACCCAAGUGUCAUUGCAAGGGUUGCUAUGGUAAUUGUAACUGCUUAAAUCUGUGUGAGUAGUUAGAGUAGCUUGCUAUUAACAUGGAAGUGAUUUCUCUGAAAUUCAAGUCACAUUCUUGCUUACCAUGGUUCCAGAUAGCAACAGUGACUCAAAAGUAAUUUAUUGGUUGUGAAAAGUAACAUUAUUACUCUCCAUAGCCUUGGAAUGUCCUUGGGUAAAAGUCACCAAAUUUAUGUAUGUUCUAUUUCUUGCUCUUUAAACGGUUUGCAUGGUUCUUCCUGAUCCAGCGAUGACACAAUUUUCUGCUUAAUUCUCCAUUUCUGUGGUCGAUUCCUUUUGCACACAACUACCAAAUGGGGCCUUUCAUUCCAGUUUGGCCCAACAUCUCAUAUCACCAAUCCCACUGUUGCAAGGGCCGUUGUCACUUUCUCAUGUUGCCUUGUCCAACACAUUUUUUUACACUUGUCCAUGCUUUGGAAGGUCAGUGCCUCACUUACAGGACACCACUGGAGCAAUUUCCAGGAGCUCCUUUUGUCCCAUGCCUUUGAUGCACUCUUGUCCCACCUUUUUGCAACCUUACCCGAUCCAAGCUUCUCAAAACUCUUCCAUGCCCACGUUGCGUGGUUCAUUUUUUACUUCAACCUCUUUGUCACUAUUGUUCAGCUCUCCACUGCAGGCAAAUAAACUUCCGAGGCAGAUUUCAGAGUGAGACGUUGUGAAAGAAAUGGGAUUUUGAUAUUCCGCGUAAGCACUGUGAAGAGAAAAGGGCAUCUUGUGCAGGGGUCUAAGUGGGGAUAUUGCAGGGUCACUGGCUGUGGGCGCUGUCACAGCAGAAACAACAGUAUUGGGGUGAUUUUGUUUUCUAAGAAUGAUGAUGAAGGAGAACAUCAUGUACACCACACCAUUUUGUACAUCAUGAUUUCAAUAAAAAAAUCUUUUUGCUAACAGAAA